This is a messenger RNA of Penicillium canescens, 1830 nucleotides long. RefSeq lists its product as uncharacterized. Gene Ontology annotation, biological process: transmembrane transport. The coding region runs from base 1 to 1830 and encodes 609 amino acids. Lineage: Eukaryota; Fungi; Ascomycota; Eurotiomycetes; Eurotiales; Aspergillaceae. The transcript is spliced from 2 exons. Gene Ontology annotation, molecular function: transmembrane transporter activity. The record is from RefSeq and is a predicted model, not a curated record.
AUGUGGCCCCCCGGUACAUUACGCCUUUCGGAUACAACUAUUUCUGAAGGAGAAACCAUUUUUCUUCAACCACGACCCUCAGAUGAUCCCAAUGAUCCCCUCAAUUGGGCCCCAUGGCGCAAGUAUUUGAACAUGGGACUAGUCUGUUUUUAUGUUGCUAUGGUCGCCGAGUUUAUCAACGCCAAUACGCCAACAUGGGGUCCCAUGGAGAAAGAGCUCGGUUUUACUAGCGAGAUAUUGAAUGACAGUUAUGCUGCUGGUUGUGCCGCUUUAGCAUUAGGCUCUGUCAUCCUGAUUCCGUUUGCUCUCAAGUUUGGCCGUCGACCGCUGUAUCUAUUCAGCACAGUGGUUCAGUUUGCCGUCUCUAUUUGGUCCGCGAAGAUGCAAACUGUGGGAGACCUUAUAGCCGUUAACGUUAUACAAUGCUUCUUCGGAAGUCUAGCAGAGGUCAUCGUCCAGAUGACCAUUGCGGAUCUUUUUUUUGUGCACCAAAGAGGGAGAAUGAAUGCCCUUUAUGUCUGGACGUGGCUUCUGUCUAGUUAUAUGGGCAUUCUGAUUGCGGGUUUUGUUGCUAGUGGUCUGGGUUGGAGGUGGAUAUGGUGGUUGAAUGCUAUCAUCUUCGGUCUGACAAUCUUUGCUGUCGGCUUCGGAUAUGAAGAGACGAAGUUUUGCUCGUCGGUUUCGCUCACAACUAUAAGCUUGCAACUUGAUACUAGGAACGAAGGCCGAUUGCUUGCCUCUAAUCCUCAAGACCAAGAAGCCAAUAAACACCAAACGAAGAAACUUGAGGGUGAAUCAUUCGCCGAAACCAAGCAAAUCGAUGCGGAACAAGGAGCCACGGAUCUAGCCUCAAGCAAAGCAGCAGUUGAAACCACAUCGGACAACAUCACUGGUGUCACAACCAACCCCAAUAUUCCCAUCAAGACAUACUGGCAAAGACUAGCUUUAACAACCAUUACUGUAUCCUCAGGUACCGCGAACGACUCCUUCUUUCAGCAUAUGUACCAACCGCUUAUUAUUUUAACCACAAUUCCCGCCGUCGCUUGGACGGCUCUUGUUUAUGGCAUCUUGGUAGCACUAGGAGAUGUCAUGUCAACUACUAUGUCGGCCCAACUGCCUAAUCCCCCCUAUAACUUCUCUUCCUCUGAGGUUGGGCUCAUGAGUCUACCGAGAAUGAUCGGCGUCACUAUCGGCGCCCUCAUUGUUGGCCCACUGAGUGAUUGGUGGAUUAUGUUUCUAUCUCGCCGGCGGAACGGAAUCUUUGAACCGGAGAUGCGUCUGUGGUGUAUGAUUCCCUUCCUCCCAUUUGUCGUGGCCGGCGCAGUUGUUUUUGCUAUUGGACUCAGUGACAAGCAGCCAUGGCCUGUUAUUGUCGUCGGCCUGGCAUUAUAUAACAUUGGUGUCACCCCUAUCAAUACUCUCACGAUCACCUACUUAACCGACUCAUACAAAGAUAUAGUUGGAGAUGCACUAGUGGGCGUUACGCUCACGCGCAAUACUUUCAGCACUGCGUUCAUCUUCGCGCUCACGCCAUGGGUUGCGAAAGUGGGUCUUAAAAAUGCGUUCAUCACUAUCCUAGUCGUCGCAAUUGCUAUCUUGAUGUCUUUUGUUGUCUUCCUUCGAUAUGGAAAGGCACUGCGGAGCCUUGCUGCUUCUCGGUAUCUCCAUUUUGCAGCUCGACAAUAUAAAGGGAGGGGUUUGAUUAGUUGCAGAUCACUACAUGUGAAUCGAACGACCCAGGAGCCAGAGUUCGUUGCGAUGACCACACUGUUAAAUAUCCACUCUUCUUUCAUAUAUUUCUGGAUUGCCGCGUCUCGCUUCGCAAGCUGA